AUGGCUGGGGCUCCCACCCUACUUAAGGCGGAUGCCACGUGGUCGCGGCACCCCGAACACCAGGCCGUAUUCGACGCGGUGAAGUCAAGCUUGUCCACUGCGCCAUCGUGUUUCGAAGCGUACUCGUCGCUGCUACCUCGACUGCAGUGA
Phytophthora nicotianae INRA-310 is the source of this 150-nucleotide messenger RNA. RefSeq lists its product as hypothetical. The record is from RefSeq and is a predicted model, not a curated record. NCBI's taxonomy places the organism in Eukaryota, Oomycota, Peronosporomycetes, Peronosporales, Peronosporaceae. The coding region runs from base 1 to 150 and encodes 49 amino acids. The transcript is spliced from 2 exons.